AAAAAAAAAAAGCGUGCAUGACGGUUCUAUCUCAAGUAGACAGAUGACCGAAGGCUUCACGUUAGUAUACGAUGAUACAUCUGUCAAUGGAACGAUUAUGACCAAUGCUGACGUUGAAGCCAAAAAUGAUGAAUGGAGAUUAUUAUAUGAGGUGGUGUGUACCGCGCCAGCAGCGUUUGGCAGGAUAAAGAAUUCCUUCGUGACGUACCAGGGUCCAACGACCACUGUAGUAGGCAGAGUUACUAUUACACCAGACAUUCAUCCUGCAAAUGUAUUCCAUACUGCACUAGGAACUAAUUACAUGGAAGUAAGGUUGAUGUCAAAUAUCAGCCAGCCUAUUGAAGCAACUGUUAGAAUGUACCAACGCAACGGGGCAGGGAAAGCGUUUGGUGAACCCGCUUUCCAUCUAAUGAUCUUUGUUCUAAUAUACUUUGGUAUUUCUAGUUUUACAUAAUUAUUUUGCUCGUAAUUUUUAGCAUAAUUUAGUUUUUGAACACAAACCAAAUUGUGUCAGGAAUAUUUUUUGAUAUAAUUUUAUUUGUUAUCGCAUUCGACCACGGUUGGAAAAGUUAAGUUAGAUUUAAGAUGUAAGUUAAGUAUAAUCUAUAUAUGUAUAUAUAAAUCAAUUGCUGUUCGUUAGUUUUGCUAAAAAAGUCAAGAACAGCUAGACCGAUUCGGCAAAUUUAGGUCAUGAAUUAUUUGUGGAAGUCCAGGGAAGGUUUAAAAAUGGUUCAGGCGGUACGAAGUUUGCCAGGUCAGCUAGUAUUGUAAUAUUAAUGUUCAAAUUGAUUAUAACACACAUGGAGAGGAAACCAUCAAAACUGGUGCUGAAAUUAUCAUUUUAAUCUUACCACACCUUUCACAACUAGUUUAUAAAGGACAAUUAAAAUUUUCAAUUAUAAAAUUAAAAUUUACUAUUAAAAUACAAUUAAAUAUAAACAGACAUUACAAGAACGACAUAUCCUACAAUCUUUAAUGAACCCUGUGUUUCACAAAUAAAUACUUUUACUUUGAUUUUCACUAUUCGACAGUUCACACUCGAAGAAGCUAGGAAAAAUUUUGACUGAUCAAAAAUUUUCUUUCUUUAGCAACACUUGUAAUAAAAUUAUCGAUACCAGCUCCCAGUAGGUUGUAUUAUGCUACUACUCGCUCUCACCAUGAGUGAGAUCUGCCCAAUUAUGUAGUGAUAACCACUGGGAUAUUUUUUAAAUUUGUGAUAUCAUAGCCCCAAAACAGGAUUGCGUCCUGUAUCGUGUGUAUGUGUGUCAAGUAAGAACCCACAAUACGAACUGUAUUUGCUCUCCACUAUUGUUAAAACUGUUAUACAAAUAAAUGAUAUUGUUAAAAA
Spodoptera frugiperda (fall armyworm) is the source of this 1348-nucleotide messenger RNA. RefSeq lists its product as uncharacterized. The coding region runs from base 44 to 454 and encodes 136 amino acids. The record is from RefSeq and is a predicted model, not a curated record. NCBI's taxonomy places the organism in Eukaryota, Metazoa, Arthropoda, Insecta, Lepidoptera, Noctuidae. The transcript is spliced from 2 exons.